Molecule: messenger RNA, 1622 nt
Organism: Paramacrobiotus metropolitanus
Lineage: Eukaryota; Metazoa; Tardigrada; Eutardigrada; Parachela; Macrobiotidae
Exons: 2
Coding region: 224-1342 (372 amino acids)
Source: RefSeq, a predicted model, not a curated record
GUUGCCGAAUCGAUACAUACAUUACAAUAUUAUACAGAUACAUAAGCCGUAUGUACAUACAUUAUGUAUUAUGUGCUGAGUUAGUGAAUCUAAAGUCACGCUUAUUAGCCACUCUUCCACUUUUAUUCUAGUUGCUGUAUUCAUGUUCACGUUAAACCUGCGAAUGGAAUGGAUACAACACGACGAGAAAUAGCCAUUGCUUAGUGGCCGAACGGCGUGCACGAUGAAAAGUGCAGCUUGUGUUGUCCAAGCGGUCCUCGUCCUGUUGCUUUUCGCUGCUUUACUCAAACUCACUCUAGACUUUUGGCGCUCGGAGCCUGCAGAAUUUACAGCAGCGCCCCCUAAAAAUCUCCGGAGCUAUCAAAUCAUUCACAAUCCUGUACCGCACACUGCAUCGCCCAAACCGCCGGAUUCUGGACCACCUUCGACCGUUUCCCUUCCCCGUGACCACUACCUGUACGACAAUCCCAUCCCGGACAUUGUGAGCAAUAUUGUUAUUCCGGAAGGAAAUGGCCAUUUGCCCGUGCAUCUCGUGCGCUUCUAUACAGAUCCACCCAGCGGGGAUCGCGGCAGCUUCUGCUGGACGGAGUGUGUUAGCAUCUUAUCCGCGCUGCUGUAUAUUCGUCCUACUAAGAUUUACAUACACACCAACCAUGCCGACUACUGGCCAUUUGGCCGCUGUACGAUGUUCAGCAAUUAUUCCAUGAUACAGCUGGUGCAGGUGCGGAGGCGGUUCUACCUCGGCGCGGCUAUCGUUUCCUCCAUUGCCCACGAAGCGGAUAUUAUCAAGUACAGUACAGCGUACCAGUACGGUGGGAUCGUUAUGGACCAGGACGUUUUCUUUCUUCCAAAAAUUAUAGGAUUAAUAAAAGAAUGGCAAGAAGGCAAAUACCAAUGUUUAUUGACUAGAGAAGAAGACAAGAUGAAUGCCGGCUUCAUCGCGUGCCAUCCUGGACAAUCCUAUAUCAAAGAUAUCCUCCAAGUAUACUCCACUAGCUACACGCCUUCAUCAUGGCUGUACAACAGCGGCUACAUCCCGUUUGUAAUUUACAAAAACAACACGGAAUACCAGAAGAACUUUUACGUGGACUACGUGAUGAGUAACCAUUUAAUGGAAUACAACGGACCCGUUCAUUACAAGGACAUACCGGCAUGGCAUUCCUUCAACGACUGGUGUGAGAAGAAUGAGGAGAACAGCCGCAGUCUGGCCGUCAAUUCCUCGUACUGGGAAAUGGUUCAUUUUAUUUUAAAGGAAGAGCAAAACAGGAAGUAUUUUCUGUCAACGACAACCGCCACCGCCCCGUCAGCAACGCCGACAGCAGUCAAAAGUUCGGAAAGCUAGAAAAGGUCGGCUACCAUGAACUGGAAUCGCUGCGCUAACUUGCGAAACAAGCGCCAGGUGUCAGACCUCAUGACCUUUUGGCCUGGGUGCCACAGAAUGUGUCAUCAUGUUACAUGGGGUUUUUUCUGCGAUAAAAAAACCACUGACUCUGCUUUUGGGGUUGAAUUCGCCUUUCUGUAGAAACCACCCUCGUUUUAGCUGUUGAUUAUAGUUUGCAGAUUAAUGUCAAUAACAUUGUCUGUUGCUGUGUUUUAAAGCACGCUUUGUUACUUUGUACUGU